AAAAAAUGGAUGAGCCAUCUUACGAAAAACUAUCUAUUAGAGAAUCUGCCAGAUCUCUUAAAAAAUACGGUAGCACUAGUAGUAAAUAUGCUACGAAAAGUGAAAACUAUAUAAAACAUUAUAUAAGUAAUACUGAUACUCUGCAGGGUAUUGCACUGAAGUACGAUGUUUCUAUUGAACAAAUACGUAGAGCUAACAGGCUUUGGACCUCUGAUAGUUUAUUUCUUAAAGAAUUUCUUUUAAUACCUGUACCCUUGGAUAUUUCUAUGAGUGCUGCUUCUGCUUCUACAAGUUCAACACCUGUAUCAAGUCCUAUGCAAUCACAACCAAGUUAUGAGGAUGAUGAUAGUAUAGACAAUUUUUUAGGAAAAAUUGACGCCUCUAUAGCUACUACUAAAGAGGAAGUGAAAAAAACACAGAGUAAUAGUGAGUUUGCAUCAGAUUUUUCAUCAGAUAUAGAUAGAAGAAAACCGGUUGUAUCUCGAAUGAAGCAAAUGGUAAAUAAUAAUGGAAUUGGUGAUUUAUUGCCUCCACCACCUCAAACUGUAGUAAUUGCCCAAGGAAAACAAGUGAAGACAUCUAUCAGGCGCACCGAACAAAAAACAGAUGAAUUUUUCGAAUUGUAGUUGCAAAUCGUACUUUAUAUAUGUGAUAUUCUUUGUUCGUUGUUUUUCAACUUUGAUGAUUAGCUUUUAGUUGAGUCUAUAAAAUAUAUAUAUAUUUUGGAAUAAGAAAUAUUCUCUUAUCAUUCAAAAGAUUGUUUUCUCAUUUUCAUUUUUAUUAUUACAUUGUAAAUAUUAUACAUAUAUCAGAGUGUAUAUUAAAAUCAUGUUAUUUCUA
Molecule: messenger RNA, 840 nt
Organism: Harmonia axyridis
Lineage: Eukaryota; Metazoa; Arthropoda; Insecta; Coleoptera; Coccinellidae
Gene: red
Product: lysM and putative peptidoglycan-binding domain-containing protein 2
Exons: 3
Coding region: 6-626 (206 amino acids)
Source: RefSeq, a predicted model, not a curated record